This is a messenger RNA of Rhea pennata, 6382 nucleotides long. RefSeq names its product kelch like family member 3 (gene KLHL3). The record is from RefSeq and is a predicted model, not a curated record. The transcript has 16 exons. NCBI's taxonomy places the organism in Eukaryota, Metazoa, Chordata, Aves, Rheiformes, Rheidae. Gene Ontology annotation, molecular function: protein binding. Gene Ontology annotation, cellular component: cytosol. Gene Ontology annotation, biological process: monoatomic ion homeostasis; protein K48-linked ubiquitination; renal sodium ion absorption. Bases 63 to 1952 code for a protein of 629 amino acids.
UUUCUUCUGUUUUGUAAGAAAUCUUACUUUCCACAAAAUCCUGGUGAGAGGAAACACGAGUAAUGACUUUAGGCAGUGGUGCAGAAGGAGAAAGAUCAGGAGACCGGUAUGGACUUCCAGUAUGGACAACACGCACAAAGUGCACCUCUGGGUGGAGAGAGAGGAUGAGAAAGUUGAGCCCUGAAAAGCAUACCACCAAGGCUUGCAUUAAGCAGAGUUCGCGGUCCUCCGAGGCAGCCGAAGAUGAGAAGGAGCAGCGCCCGGUGACGGUCAACCCCUCGCACAUGAGGAAGGCGUUCAAGGUCAUGAACGAGUUACGGAGCAAGCGACUCCUCUGUGAUGUGGUGAUUGUGGCUGAAACUGUGGAGAUGGAAGCCCACCGGGUGGUCCUUGCGGCCUGCAGCCCUUAUUUUUGUGCCAUGUUUACAGGAGACAUGUCUGAAAGUAAAGCCAAGAAGAUUGAAAUAAAAGACGUUGAUGGGCAAACACUGAGGAAGCUGAUUGAUUACAUCUACACAGCUGAGAUAGAGGUCACAGAAGAGAAUGUGCAGGUUUUGUUGCCAGCUGCUAGUUUAUUGCAGCUGAUGGAUGUUAGAAAAAACUGCUGUGAUUUUCUUCAGUCCCAGUUGCAUCCCACAAAUUGCCUUGGAAUUCGAGCCUUUGCAGACGUGCACGCAUGUACCGAACUUCUGCAGCAGGCCAAUGCCUAUGCAGAGCAGCACUUCCCUGAGGUGAUGCUAGGAGAAGAAUUUCUUAGCCUUAGUCUGGACCAGGUUUGCAGUUUAAUAUCAAGUGACAAGCUCACAGUCUCCUCUGAAGAAAAGGUCUUUGAAGCUGUUAUUUCUUGGAUAAAUUAUGAGAAGGAAUCUCGCUUAGAGCACAUGGCUAAGCUGAUGGAGCAUGUUCGCCUACCCCUUUUGCCCAGAGAUUAUCUUGUACAGACUGUUGAAGAAGAAGCUUUAAUCAAGAAUAACAACACGUGUAAAGACUUCCUUAUCGAGGCCAUGAAAUAUCACUUGCUUCCUCUGGAUCAAAGGCAACUGAUAAAGAAUCCCAGAACGAAGCCGAGGACUCCAGUUAGCCUGCCAAAGGUGAUGAUUGUGGUGGGUGGGCAAGCGCCCAAAGCCAUCCGCAGCGUGGAGUGCUAUGAUUUUGAGGAGGAGCGAUGGGAUCAGGUUGCUGAGCUUCCCUCCCGGAGAUGCAGAGCAGGUGUGGUAUUUAUGGCCGGCAACGUUUAUGCCGUCGGGGGCUUUAACGGAUCUCUACGGGUGCGCACGGUGGACGUGUACGACGGCGUGAAGGACCAGUGGACGUCCAUCGCCAGCAUGCAGGAAAGACGCAGCACUUUGGGCGCUGCUGUGCUGAAUGAUCUCCUGUAUGCAGUGGGUGGAUUUGAUGGCAGCACUGGUCUGGCAUCAGUUGAGGCCUAUAGCUAUAAAACCAAUGAGUGGUUUUUUGUGGCUCCCAUGAACACAAGAAGAAGCAGUGUUGGAGUUGGAGUUGUGGAGGGUAAGCUCUACGCCGUGGGGGGCUAUGACGGAGCGUCCCGUCAGUGCCUUAGUACCGUGGAGCAGUACAACCCGGCCACAAACGAAUGGACUUACGUCGCGGACAUGAGCACGCGGCGCAGUGGUGCAGGCGUUGGCGUUCUCAGCGGGCUGCUGUACGCUACUGGUGGGCACGACGGUCCCUUGGUGAGGAAGAGUGUGGAAGUCUACGAUCCGGGAACAAACACCUGGAAGCAAGUCGCGGACAUGAAUAUGUGCAGAAGAAAUGCAGGUGUAUGUGCAGUGAACGGACUCCUCUACGUGGUCGGAGGAGAUGAUGGCUCCUGUAACCUGGCCUCUGUGGAGUACUACAACCCCAUCACGGACAAGUGGACGUUGUUACCAACCAGCAUGAGCACUGGAAGAAGCUAUGCAGGUGUGGCUGUGAUUCACAAACCGUUGUGACCCACGAUCAAGGCGGUGCGAGGAGCAGAAGUCAAAUGGAUCCAGCUAGGUGGUGUUGGGAAGGUGACCGACCUCUGCCUUGACCCAUCUCAUUGCCGUUAAACUCUUAGCGUGACAAGUGAUACAUUACAAACAUCAUCUGCUCUGCGGUGGGUUGUGCGGCGAAGCGCAGAUCCCCCCGGGGAUGUGGUCCAUGCCAGGCACGAGGUGUUGCUUGUUAUCUGUGGUGCAAUCAACCGUUUCUCUCAACAGCUAGUUGGGAUGAACACUGUGCUUGAACUGCGGGCACUGAAUUUCUUGUGCGAAGUCAAACUGCUACAUUUGGGCAUGCGAGUGAAAAAACGAACACUAUUGGAUUUCUUCACUACUGAUGCUCUGUGUGCAUUACUGGUUGAAUUUACUCCUUGUGCCUGGAGGGUGGGCUUCACUACUGACAGUGGAAACUUGGUACUUCAGAAGACCACAGACCAAGACUACAGAAGCAGUCAGCAGAAACGGGCUGGAGCCGGGUGCUCGGGCUGUGUGACACUGCGUUUGUAUUUGCCACUGGACUACUGUACGUACCCCUGGGACGCCUGUUGUGUGGUGGGAGAUAAACACCGUGUGAUUUUUGUCGUGGUCGUGAGCGCCGUUUCCUGUGCGUGAUGGGACCUGCUGGGCGGUGCCGUUCCUGGCGCCGGUGUCUCAGCACUUCAACCGCACUGAACACCGCGACCCCGGAGGAGUCUGCUGCUCUGGGAGGGGGGGUUAUCGCUCCUGUCGAACAGCUCCUGCUUGAGCAGGAGGUAUUCCUGACCCACACGUUUCCGUGCUGUGCUGAAACCCCAGUUCUAGCUCUGUCCAGCAUUUCAGUGCCAUCUCAUAGUACAGCGUUUAGGUAUCAAAAGAAAUACCGGAUGGUGCCAUGAAUGUAGACGCGGUACGGCGAGAACCCUCGGUCACCCAUGCAGGGGUUAGUAACCGAGGUGAAAUACCUCCAGUGUCUUAAGGCUUCCAGAGUAUGGAGAUGUUACUAAUCAGUGUCACUGUAACUAUUUAAAUUUCUCCGGUACUGAGUGUGUUCUUCCAUCAGUACGAAGAAUUGAUAAGAUUAUUCAAAACACAACAAAACGGACAAAUGGGAUCCAGCUGUGAUGCAGUUGUCUUGGUUACAUCCCAGAUUCUUAAAGCUUUCCGUUGAAGGGGAUGUUUGGCCUACAAAUAACCUUUCUGGUGACUCCCGUGAGCCACAACAUGCUUCUGUAGGCGGGGGCAGACUCCUAAAAACUCCCCAGCUAAAGGGAACUGAUGAAGAAAGAUGUUUCCUCUCCUCUUGUUUUUGUUUUCUCAGCUCACUUUGUGCAUUUUGUUGUCUUUUUAAAGAGAACUUGUUUCAUUGUUUUCUUUUUUCUCCCCCCAUAGCUCAACUGAGGCUUUCUGUAGUGGGCAUCUGGCCUGCAGGGCUGUGUCUGGGUAUGUUGCUGUCGACCUGUAGCACGCACCGCUGUUUUUCUGCUGGCUUAUAUCUCCAUAGAGCUCCUAUUAAAAGAACCAUUUAUGACCUUCUACGGUAAAAAAGAAAAAUACUUAAAAAUUGUUUUCGGAGGGACCUAAGGCUGAAUCGCCUUGUGCUGUUUUUAGAAGGGGCACAGAUUACUUCUGUAAAUAAGCUGAUUUUUCGUGUUUGAGCUGGCACAGUCCUUUUGACCUGGGUGCCUGUUCAGUGUGGGGGGAACAGUGUAUCAGCCUGCUGCUCAGUGUUGAUAAUUAAAAUAAAAAACGUCAUUUCUGUAAGACCCUCUAAGCACCUUGCUCUGGGUUUUACGAUCUCCACUGAAAUGUAUCAAAAUAGGAGUAAUAUUUGCUGCUCUUUUAUGGUGGACUUUUUUAUUGUGAAAAUGAAGGUGGUAGGAAGGUGUCCCCUGACUAAAUCUUGCUACCAGUCCCGGUCCGGAGGUGCAUCUUUAUGGUGACAAAAAAGCCAGAUGAUGCCUUAGGUCAGACAGAUGCACAACUUCAGUGUCCCAGAGGAUAAAAUGGGACAGGCCGAGGUUUGGGACAGAGUUAGUCUCCGUCGUCAGACUGAGAUGACAACUGGCCAAGGUGGACAAGCAUUUGGCACGUGUGCCUCAUUGGGUCAGGUGUACACACGGGCAACGUAAAGCUAAAUAGAAGUUGGGAACAGUCGCUGACUAAGCUGCCCUGCCUUAGCAGGGAGCAUCACCGGCGGAGAGGCAAAUAUUGGCGAGAGACUAAUAGUUUCUGUGGGUCAGAGAGAAAAACUAGUGGUUAGUGCUGUAGAGAUGCAAGUUGGAAGUUUGCAGUGUUUGUCAGAUGUCAUGAAGGGUUGGAUAUGCCUGAAAGUUGGGGGUUUUUUGUUUUUCUUUUUUUUUCCCUUGCAUAUCUGCUUUCCCAACAGGAAUAUGCAUCUCUUCUUGUAAGCCUUCCUUGCUUUAAAGGAGGACAGGCUUUUGGUGAUUUUCUGCUGUUGUAAAAUGGCAUUUAUGCACACCGCCAGCCUCAACCUGGGGGCCUGCGGGCCAGGACCAGGCUCCCGUCGUCUGCCGGGGCUCGUGGACCGCGCUCCUGGCUGCAGCCGCUGCUUCUCCUCGGUUUUCUUUCCUUCCUCCUCUAAUGUUGCAGUGUUAUGCAAGUCAAGUGACCUCGUUUUCCAGCUAUGCAAUAUGAACAACUGUAACACAUGACAAACCAGCUGUAUUCCCCCCCCCCCCCCCCCCCCGAACGGCUUUUCGGAUUUGUCUGUCUUUGGCAUGUGGUUUCGUGUUUCUAUUAUUGAUUCUGAGCACCUGAGCCAGAUCCUUUCAAGAUUGCCUUUUUCUAGGACUGAAAACAUAGUGUUAGUGCUAACAAAUUUUACUGUAAAUAUUUUUAUAAGACGAUUUUAAAGAAUUUUUUUGGAUUGCUUUUUAUUGUUGUCAAUGACACUUAUGUUAAAUUCUAGAUCUAAUUCUUACACUCCAGUGCAGUUCUUGCUGGCUGUGUUGCAAGUGUAAAUUUGUAUGUUUUCUGCACAAGAAAUUAAAUACUGUAACUAAGGUCUGGGAUAGCUCUUGUGUUGAUCGUAACAUUAUAGAAGGGACAGCAGUGGGCUCGACAUUAUGAAAUAGAUUAAAAUCCAUUACCUCAGUCACCAGUACACUCUUGGAUUAGCAGUGAUUUUAAAUUAAUUGAAAAGCUCCGAUUUAAUUUUCUUCUGCUGUUCAUCUGCUUUGCAGUUAGCUUGGUGGACAAGCUUUCUCUCACCGGUUUUGUUUCUCAGCUCCCCUGCUCGAGCGCAGUGCUGCCCAAAGAUGGAAGAGGUGGCGCACAUGAUAUAAUGCACCUGUGUCAACCCCCCAACUUGCCAAAAAUAAUCAAAGUAUUGCAGGAGGCUUUUGUAAAAGCUUUAAAAACUUCUGGGCUAGUUCCUCGCGGUGUCUUUUUUGAAUAUAUAAAGCCUUGGCACAGCCUAGUUGGGCUUGCACGCUGCCAGGUUUGCAACUUGGGGAGCAAAUGCACAGCAGGAUAUAUUUGCAUUGAGCAAUGUGUUGUUAGAACAAGAAAGAUGAAUCAAGCCCAUCUUUCCCAUUUGUGCCUAAUGGAUAAUUUGGGAGUGAUUAAAACCAAUUUUCUUUUCAUUGAGUUUACCAAAUACUUUUCUAUCUAGAUGUGUAGAGCACUGUAAUUACCAUAAAUAUACUUGGCAGCGUUUGCAUGACAACACCAUGAAAGCUUGAUACUGUUCUCUUGUUUGCGGUGUCUGGAGACUCAGAUCCUUAAUACCCAGUGAUGAGUGAUGCCUCUUCAUCAAACUAAUGUGAUGAUUCAACAGAUAGAUGCAUCUUGCUUUUAACCUUUGGGAUUCAUUGCUAAUAAAACUUAGUGACAGGACAGCUGCCCCCUUGGCUUAACACCAUGCCAUAAAUCAUAUUCACGUAAGAAUACUUGGUUGCUGCAAGCUAGUGUUUGGGAGUGUGUUAGACAUUAUAGUCUGGAAAUGAAUGAAUUCACUUUUUUUUUUCUUCUGCCCUCAUCUUAGUCAUGGAAUUAAUAAGUUAUUUUCCUCUGUGGUGACAAUAAAUAAAUAUUGAGAAUUUUAAUUUGUAUAUUCUAUGUAUAAAGAAACCCUUUAGGAAUAAUGGACGAUUGUGAAACAAUUUACCUGGAUGUGAAAUUCUUUGUUUUCAUGAAACAGACUUUGUUUGGUGUGAUAGCUGACAGCAUAAUGUAAUGAUUUGGUUGCCUAUUUAAGCCCAUUUUUUGGUUAUUUUAUUUUUUGCAUGAGCAUGAAGGACCAAGGACGUUGCAAAGUAAUUCUCUUGAUGGCUGUAUUGUCCUUUGGGACAAACAACUCAAGGAACAGUCUUCACUGGCAUAGUUAAAUAUUAUAACAGAAAGAUCACAUUGUAGUUCCCAGGACUUUAAUUUGAAUAAAAAUUGGACUAAUGAAA